Eremothecium gossypii ATCC 10895 is the source of this 1731-nucleotide messenger RNA. It is a transcript of the gene SPT8, whose product is annotated as SAGA complex subunit SPT8. Gene Ontology annotation, molecular function: protein binding. Gene Ontology annotation, cellular component: nucleus; transcription repressor complex. Gene Ontology annotation, biological process: negative regulation of transcription by RNA polymerase II. Bases 1 to 1731 code for a protein of 576 amino acids. NCBI's taxonomy places the organism in Eukaryota, Fungi, Ascomycota, Saccharomycetes, Saccharomycetales, Saccharomycetaceae. The record is from RefSeq and is marked provisional. The transcript has a single exon.
AUGGACGAGGUAGACGACAUCUUGAACCAAAAUCAAGUUGAAGAGGAAGAGGACGAUGAGGACGACCUAGAUGAGGAAAUUGCCGACGUCGCGGACCCCGCCAAUGGUAAUGAUGAGGAAGGCCAGGAUGAUGACGAGGAGCAGGAACACAAUAUGGACGAGGACGAGGACGAGGACGAUGAUGCGGAAGAGGAGGACAUGGAGGACGAGGACGAGGACAUGGAGGAUGAGGACGAGGACGAGGACGAGGACGAGGACGGCGACAACGCAGAUCUCAAUGGCAACUCGUACAGCAAGGUGGGGAGCAGCAAGACCACACCAGAGGUGGAAACCAGCCGAACAUCUGCGUACGACAAAAUCCACAUGUACUACUCGGAGCUGGCGCGCAACGCUGUGCUGGCGUCCGACUACUCCAUAACGCCAACCGCUGCGAUUCCAAUACAGACACACGUCCACUCCAUCACGAUGUCUAAGGGUCUGAAGUACCUUUUCCUGGGGGGUCAGGAUGGCUACAUUCGCAAGUUUGACUUCCUGAAUACGAUUGAAGGCAAAUUGUCGCUGACGAUCCUACAGAAGCAUUCGCUCGUGGAGUCCAUCUCUAAUGCGGGCAUUAUGCUAUCAUAUUGGGAGAAUGAGGUACCGCAGGCGCAGAAGGACAUGAAACUGACGAAGAACGGUAAGGAGUAUGAACCGAAGGUCUCACCUGUACACUCGCUUGAGGUUCAUUCUGAGUGCUUAUACAUAUUGGCGGGCCAGGAGGGCGGUGGUAUCACGCUGCAGGGCGUGCGUUACAUGGAAGGCCAGAUAGGCCAUUACUUCAAGAAACACACAAGUACGGUAAACCAGCUACUACUGAACGAUGAUGAGACACGAUUUGUUAGCGGCUCCUGGGAUAAGCAGAUCUUGGACUGGGACCUGCACACUGGACAUUGCAUCACAGAGUUCAAGGGAGUGCCUGCACAAAUUUCAACAUUAUCUUUCAGGCCUCGGUAUAGUACUGUUGAACUGUCUUCCCUAGUAAGCACUGACGAGGAAAGCAAGUUGAAAGCUGACAGUUCGAGGGCAGAUGACGAUAUGGAUUCUUUAUUCGGGGAGGAUGACGAGGAACAGCCCCCAAAAUCCCGGGAAAAAGCACUAUCUAGAGAUGCCUCCUUUGCUAAAGAAGCGGACAUAAAGACAAGCAUGUCCGAUGCACGGGAUGUCCUGAGUAAAUAUUCUCUGCGGACAAGGAUGGAUGAAAACGCGCUGCUGUCCUCGUGCAUAAGCGGUACAAUUCAACUUUGGGACAGGCGCGCAGGAUCAGGCCCUCAACUCACUCUACCCCGAGAUAAAGCGACGCCUCCGUGGUGUAUGUCAGCAUGUUGGUCUCACGACGGUGACCGGAUUUACGCUGGUAGAAGAAAUGCUACAGUUGACGAGUACGACCUUCGCUACACACUGCGUGCGUCGAAGACUUUGAAAUUGCCCAAAAUUUCGGGCCCUGUCUCAGCCGUACAAGCGCUCCCAAACGGUAAGCAUAUCCUUUGCGCAUCACAGGAUAAUAUCCGAAUAUAUGAUGUCACUUCUAGCACAUCAACUCCUUUCCUGAUCGUUCCUGGCCACCAUGGAGGCACUAUUUCCAAUAUGUAUGUUGACCCAACCUGCAGGUUCUUAAUUAGUACUAGCGGGAAUAGAGGCUGGCAAGGAACCUCCACAGAUACUACGCUAAUAUAUGAUAUCGACCUUGAAUAA